AUGUCCGGGGCUGUUCGGUCGAUCACGAGCACUAAACGAAAGACCACGCCUGCACCUACAGCGGCGAGGAAGCGACAACGACCAAAUGGUACGGAAACCACCUCUAGCGCUCGACCCUCGAAGAACCAACGGACUCUGACCCAAGUCGAAUGGAUCUCCACCUUCUCUCCGAGCUUCGACGACUGCGACAUGCAGUAUCUAGAUGACGUGAAAAAGCCGGCACCGGCACCAAAACGGCCCCGUCCGAGAGCACAAAAGCCUGAUUCUACGUUGACGCAGAUGGAUUUCUUCGGUUCGACACCUCGAGACUAUCAAGAAAUUGAUGACACUAUGAUCGAUGAUUCAAAAUGGGAACGUGACAAUUGCGUUGUGCCACAACUGGAUGGAACAUACGACAGCCCGAGGAGGCCUCGAAAACGCAAAGCGACUCCGAAGGCCACCAGUCUGCCAGGCCAGAAGACCGAGCCCUCCAACCAAGAUAGCCAGGCAGAGUAUAGACCCAGGAAGAAAAAGAAAAAGGUGGGAUUCGCAGAUAAUGGGAGCGCAGAGGCAACUCGAAGGUCAUCUAAGCGACUGGCAGUAAAGGAUGAAGUUCUCUCAGAUCCGGCGAAGAACUUCGACUAUUUUGCGCAGGCAUUGACCGAUCAGAUAGAAGACAGAAAAUACCACGCCGCGGAUGAAUCCUUGGACCGCCCUUUGGAGAUUGAGGACUCAACAGAUGAGGUGGAGAUUAGAUCCGAUACGGUUUUGGGAAAGGAGGACUCUGCCCUGCCCGAAACGCCAAAGCGGAAGACGAACGUCGUUCUCUCAAGCCAGUCCCCGGAAAGCCUAUGUGAGAGUACACACAAGAGCAACCGAAAGACCCCCGAAACCCUUUCCACACUUCGCCGAGCACCAUUAGCUGAACGAUCGGUCAAUAUACCUGCGGAAGCCUCUCCAACUAGGAAGGAAAUGAAAAGGUCGCGGACUCCGAGGCGUGGUUCGCCGAAGAGCAAGGUGAUCGUCCUGAAGCUUCCAAAGCGCGACCAGCCUCGACGUCCCGCACGUAUUGAGGAUUCUCAAGUCAAUUUGUGGUCAAUUCCGUCAUCCUCGCCAGAGUUUACAAGACCUGCUACCACUGUCCAAGCACCCACGACUUCCAACAAAGCGACCGAGGAUUUUGAAAUUCCUCCCACAAGCCAACUGCAGGAAAGUGGAUUGACUACUUUGGUUUCCGGGAGUGAGGACAAUCUGCCAAACUUGAGUCAGCUUUUUGCGAGCAGGAGCGGUGGCUCAAGGGAAGACAUUGCCGUGGACUCUCUACAAGAAGAAAACCCAAGUGUGAUUGUUCGAGACUUGGCUGACGCUCAUUCUCCGCCAACCAAGUCCACUGCUCCAGGUCUUGACUGCUUCAUCAGAUCUUCGCCGCCCGUUCUCGCAGAGACACAGGAUCCGAAUGAGCACGCGCGUGAAUCCUUGGAGGAAAUUUGCGACGCUGCAGAUUUCGGCUCGCCAAUUGCAAACGAUACGCAGUUCAAUAUCCAGAUCCUGCAUCGGGUGUCAUCCCCUAUCCAACCAGAGCAAUUUCCUGAGCAGUCAGACGCCGGAUCCAAUGCUGUUCUAUCCUCCGCUCAGCCGCCGAAUGGUUGUAAAGGUGCCGGUAAAGAGGGUGAAGCUCCACACUCUGGUGGCCCAGACAUUGAUCAAGUGCACCCUUCGGAUUCGCCACUAUUGAUUCCUACUCUGCUAGGAGGAUGCAGCGCAGAUGCAGAAGGCGAGGCAUCUGAGGUACACGACGAGGAAGCAGAAGAGGUACCUUUGCCAAAACCCGUGUUUGUACAUCCAGCAAGCACACAUCGGAAGAUGGCACAGGCGCCACGGAGCGACAACUUCCAUACCUCUUCACCUACCCUUUCAUUUGGAAGACACGUCACGCAAAGAUCUGUUUAUCCCGCGUCAAUUCCUCACCCGUCACAAAUAUCGACCCAAGAUAUCACGCAAGGAUUUCUCCCACAAUCAUCGCUUCCACAAUUGCCUCAGGAAGGGUUGCUCGAAGGCGAACCUGACAAGAUUUCGAUCAAAGACUCCAGUUCUUCGAGCAUUCCGCUCAGUCAGAUUCCCCAGCAUGUUGGGCCGGAGGAAUCUCAACUGAAUGGCAACAUCAACACGGCUCAAGAAUUUAGUUCUGAAGAUGAUUUUGAUCUUGACCUAGAUCCACCUUCACUGCCAGUUCAGCCAUCUCGAGCACCUGCUGCUCUUCUUCAACAGCAUACCGAGCAACUCAUGGCGCACAAAGUUAGAUCGGGAACUCCGACACUGGUCAAAGACAGUCACGUUUUCAAAUGUGAGGAGUCUCUGCAAUGCUCACAACCCGGAGAAACUCAAUCUGGACCCGAAUCAACAGCCGCGCACUCGCCCGAACCCUCCCUACCAUCCUCUCCAGAACGGCUAGCACCGUUGCAGAAACAGUAUUCACCUAUCCCUGGAUUCGACAACGACACGCAAUCGAAUUUUACGCAGAAUGGACACGUCACGGCCGCGUAUAUUCAUCGACAGCGCGAGUCUGGGAUAUUCCCGAAAUGGUUUGUUCCCACGCCGUUCCAGGUCCCAGGUUAUACGAGAAGGAAAUAG
Molecule: messenger RNA, 2610 nt
Organism: Fonsecaea nubica
Lineage: Eukaryota; Fungi; Ascomycota; Eurotiomycetes; Chaetothyriales; Herpotrichiellaceae
Exons: 1
Coding region: 1-2610 (869 amino acids)
Source: RefSeq, a predicted model, not a curated record